CACGAGGCGUGCCGGAGCCUGCGGCUGCACGAACUCGGGACCUCCCGUCGUCGCUGCACCACACGCGAGGGGACGACAGCGGCCUGGAUGCCAACUCCUACUCAGCGGCGGCAGCCGCGGCAGGUCAUGCGCAGCUGGGCGGCCCCUCCGCGGCGCCGGUCAUGUCGGCCCGGCGGAUGAGCGCGACGCAGUGGGCUGUGGAUUCGCCCCCGGCACGCGCACCCAACAGGACGGCCGAUGAUGAGAAUGAAGCAAACGCAGAUUCAGGCCUGGCACGGUCUACGGUCCGAAGCCCAGCGCCGGUGGGUACCAGCCCAGGCACAUCAUCCACCUCCAGAUCCGUCAGCGGUGCCUCCUCACCUCCGCCGCAUGUCGACUCGCCCUUCACUUCGUCAGCACCCGCUGCGCGCGUCUCGGCCAGCAGCGACGCACCGCAAUGGGCUGCGGACAAGCCGAGUGGCUUCCAUGCUCGCUUGUCCAGCGAUGCGAACCCAUCCAGCACCUCGGCCGUAGCGGAGCGGCUCAUGGGCGCGGCUCAAGCUGCAGCGGCCGCGGCAGCAGCCGCAGCAGCGCACAGUGCGCAGGCGGCCGCCAGGGCGGCGGCGGCGAAGGCGGCCGCAGCGGCAGCGGGGCCGCCGACAGGAGGCCGCUGGGCAACCGCUGCAGCGGCACACGAGCCGCAGCAGCACAGGAGCAGCCAGGGAGGUGCAGAUGGCGGGAGCUUUAAUAUCGCAGGGGCUUCAGCGCCGCUCAAACAGCGAGGAGCCAGCCGACCGGAGGAGGUGCCGGUCGGCUCUACGGGCCCGGCAGCAGGGGAGAACCGUGUUGGAGGCAACCGUGGCAAGGAGGUGACGUCCAACGGUGGCGCCGACAGCCCAACCACUGUCCCGCAAGACGUGGACCGCCGACGCCGCACCGAGCGUCUGCGGCGUUCAUCUAGCAGUCCGCUAGAACACCACCACAGCCCGCUGCAAACAUCUAAUGCUACUUCUACUUCUACUGCCAUACCCGCAUUAGAUAUCGGGCAGCUGCAUGCCUCAGCAGUUGCUUCCGGAGCAGCCACAGCCCGCGGUAUGUUCUCAUCCCGCACUUCGGCCUCUGGCGCAGCGCCAAGCCGGCCCUUCCCCCCGGCGGACCCUCCCGCGAUGUUGUCCGCUCGGGGGGCCGGCCUGGGCACAGAGCACCAUAUGACUGUCGGUGGGAUUGGAGGAGGAGCGGGCGCGCGCGGUCGAAGCCUUCGUUACGUUCACUCGGUCCCGGAGACGGCCCUAGACGCAGACCUUCAAGUGUCCGCGGCGCAGCCUUCCGAUCCGGCUACCGACGUUGAUGCUGCGGGUGGCCAUGCUGUAUCCGCUGAGCCCUCUGGCAUGCAGCCGAUGCAGGGCAGGGCUCGCGAUGGGGCGCUAGGUGGCGGUACGACAACCGGGGCCGGUGAUAGUACGACAGCGGCAGGCGCCAGUAUGGCAGCAUCGGCGGCAGCAACCGCCAUGUCGUACACCUUUGGACAGCAUGCAAUCCCGUCCAUUGACGUCGACGCGUUGCUACGCGCUGCCAGGGCGCGGUUGAAUGUGCAGGAGGCGGCUGCGCAUGGCGCCAGUAGCCGCAGCGGAUUGGGUGAUGAUGACAGGAGUCCCCACUUCGGCAUCGCUCGUCGUGGCGUGAGUGGUAGCCAGAGUGGUGGCAGUGCCGGCUUGAGAGGCGUGGGAAGUGGUGCGGCUUAUGAUGACGGGUUUACGGUAGAUGCGGCCUCAGCAACCCCGGCGCGUUGCUUCACAGGCUCUCCGGCAUCAAAUGACGCCGCCGUGACGCCUGGAAGCCGUGUCUACACGCCAUUCGGCGAGGCAACAGCUGCUGCCACCACCACCCCUGGCGGAGGUGGUUACAGCAGCGAGCACUUGAGCACCAACUGCUCCUCUUCCUCCUCUCUAGAGGGUCUAGCCUCCCUGGUGCAUGGGCUGCGGCAGCGGCUUGCCGACAUGCAGCACAGCUUGCCGCUAGGUGACGAUGAAGUCGACGGCGAGGAGGAGGAGGAGCAGGAGGACGAUGACGAUGACGAUGAUGGCAGCGGCUGGCACACGGAUGACGGUGCGGCGGAUGAUGUACGCAGCGCGGAGAGAGGGCUGUCUGAAGAACUCGAGGGCGAGGAUGAGGAGGGCCGUGACGGGGGUGUGGAUGACGUCAUGCAGUUGCUGGACUCCCUGCUGGCUGGCAACAGGGCUAGGAGCGGUUGCAGCGCUGGGGCAGCGGAUGCGGGCGCUGCGGGCGGUCGAGGUGUGCCAGAUGCGGCUGAACGGCAGUACUGCAGCAUUGCUAAUGCUGGUGGUACUGGUACUGGGUCACGAGGAGCGCGCGCUGGGGGCGGUGACGGCGAGUUUCCCGGGUACAGCCAACACUGGUACGAGAACGCCAGUAGCAGCAGCGCCGCCGACAGUCCCGGACCGGAGAUUGCUGGUGGUGGCGGUGGAGUUGCAGGCGCUGCUUCUAGCAGUGACGCAGGCGUCGGUCAUAACAAUGGCUACCAAAGCAGGGCCUACCACAUGUACUACGGGGCUGCAGGGUCGGCGGGAGCUGCCGGCAGUGCAGGGCGCUUUGCGGAUGUGGGUGCGGCUCCUCAGCAGGGCGCCACCGGCCGACAUGGAGCGGCGCCGGCGUUCGCUGACACGUCAGCAACAACAACCGCAGCCACGCUUCUCCCCCCGCCGUACAACAGCAGGGUCAAGCAGGGCAGCGACCACCGCGCUCAGCCCAUUGGGGGCGCUACAGGCGCUUCCUCCGCCCCCUCAGGUGCCUCUGAAAAGCCCGCUGCAUUUACUCGAGCCGUGCCGUUCGCUCCCGCGGCGACGGCGGAGGAAUGGGGAUCAGGCGCAAGCGGCGGAUGGUCAGCUGGCAUGCAACAUGACCGAGCUGCGCCGCCCGACCAGACCAGCCCUCGUAGGGCAUCAUUCUUUGCGGCGGGGGGUGCCAACCUGCAGACCCAAAGCUCCAAGCCGCUACCAGACGGCUUCGCAUCCACCGCUAACGGCCCCGGCGGGGGGGCCCAUGCUGCAGAACCUGCUGGCACGCGGUGGCUGGGCGGUCGCAGUCACAGCAGUAGCAGCAGCGGCAAUGGAGGGAUUGGACCCACGGGUCUAGGCCGAACGGACUUUGCAGGCUCGGGCGCAGCGCAGCAGGGUGCUGCUGCAGCUGCUGCCGAGGUGGCUCCCUCAGGCUCCUCUAGCCUGCGCAGCCUGCGGAGUGAGGACAUGUUUGCUCGCAUCAAGCAGCAGCUUGACGACCUGCAAAACUCCUUUUCGCAGGGCCUAGGGCUCGGCGCUGCAAGCAGGGAUACGGGCGGUACCGGUGCGGGCGGAGGCGGAGGCGGCGGAGGCCAGUGGUGCAAUCUGGCUGGUGGUGGAAGUGCCGGUAGCGGGUCUGGCAGCGGAGGAGGCGGCCAAGGCUCGGAGCAGCAACAUCAGCAGCGAGGCUGCUUUAGGGAGGCAGCCGGGCCUAGUCGGAGUGCUAGUGGAGGUGGAGGGGCCGGUGCUGGGUCGGGUAGUGGCGGCGCUGCAGGGGCAGGGAAAGGCGGCGACAGCGAUGGGACAUGGGGAUGGUCGGAGUUCUCCUCGAGGGCUGGGUCGGAUUUGGGGACCGGCACGGGGCCUGCUUCAGGUAGCGUUGGUGCUGGCGGUGCGUCGGGUGGUGGGGAUGGGGGAAGCAGUGGUGUGGGUGUGGCGGACGGUGGGAUGGGGAGCGGUUACGAGGCUCCCGGGAGCGAGCGAUCGGGGUCGCGAUGGCCUGCUGCAAGUGCUGCGUUAAAAGGGAAAGCGGCAACAGGGCAAGGAAAUCGGAUGUCAGGGUUAGCCUCCCAAACAAAUGCAAAGCCACACGGCAUUGUGUUGCUGGGUGAGGGCGAGAUGUGAGAGGAUGGAACAGAUCGUGCCCGUACCCUUGCGCCGUACAAUUGUACAAUACAUGAGGACCUCUGCAGUGCAUAUUAAUGUAAAGCGUGUGCUUACGCUGGUAACGUUUUGUGCAAGGUGGUUUGCAUGGAACUAAACAAAAUGUGCAAACAAACUUCGUCAUCAUCGCUGCCUUGGCUGCCGGCCGCCGACCGGUGCAUGCCAAAUGUCUAUCAAAUAUGGGGCACAUGAUGAUGGAAAGCUGUAGAAAGCGCCUGCUGCUUCAUUCUACAUGGUGCUAACGUCGCUUUGGCGGCUGCCGCAUAGCUGUCGCGACCGCCAAGAAGGUCACCAUCCUCGGGAAAUAAUUUCCUGAGCAACCCGCGCCUUCCGCGCCUUCAAACUACGUUCAAAGGCGCCAACCACUUCCAUGCGUGCCAAACGCCCUUGGAGGCGCUCGUCGACCCCAAAGACAAGGGUUGCUGCGUCAACGGGGUGCUGACCUGUGGGCACUGUCGAGCAUCGGGUCACCCCGCCGCUCUUGCUGGUGUGGUGAUGCUCCUGCACGACACCGAUACUGCACGACACCGAUACUGCACGACACAGUACGAAAAUACGAGACACAUACUCCACUUUGGGUUUGGGUGUCGUACAGGUCCCGUUGGCUACCGGUGUACGUGUGCCCGGGCCCGCUGUCAGUGGGUAGGGAAACUGCCUCGCUCUCGGCGCCAGUGGUGCAAAUCAGGAGUCCUCGGGUCCGGGUUGGUCAGCCCAGCAUUUCGCACCAUGGCUCAUAGGGCUAUGCUGUUAAGGGGCUGACUGCCGUUGUCUGAUUCCGUACCCAAUGUUAUUCUUUGCGGACGGGAGAGCCCCGUGUCGUUCGGGUUGAUGUUGCUUUCGUGUAACGGUUUCGCAGAUUUCGCGGAUUUCCAAGCAGUUUGGUUACCAAGUCCUAUGGUGGCAUUGCGUAUCUAUUCUGGAAACGGAGAUUGCAACGUAUUGUGCGCUGACGUGUAAUGAUAUGUGCCGAAUCGGCGACAGACCCCAUGCACAAAUUUACACCGCAACCGCUGCUUAAAAGAAAUUU
Molecule: messenger RNA, 4965 nt
Organism: Astrephomene gubernaculifera
Lineage: Eukaryota; Viridiplantae; Chlorophyta; Chlorophyceae; Chlamydomonadales; Astrephomenaceae
Source: the annotation of a GenBank genome assembly